AUGUUUUCAAGAAUCGUUUCUAUCGUUCUACUACUGGGGCUGGGUUGUGCAUUGGUGACUUGUACACCCUCCCUUGCUACUCGAACGCGUACACCUACAAUUACGCUCACCCCGGCGCCGUUGCCGAGUCCAUUGACGGUUUAUAUUACGACGACGGUUUAUACUUGUGUCUCUUCCUCCUCAACAUGCACAACUGGGACCCUCGUCACCAUCUCCAGCGGCACCUAUCUCCCCAGCACCAUCUCCUACGCCUUGGUAACCCCCGCGAUACCAAUACCGAGCACGGCUACCAGUGCGGGAUACAUGCCUGAAGCGAGUUGGGCUGCGGUGCAUAGUUUGAGUAGUUUUGAUAUCAUACUCCCGCAAGACCAGAAAGAAAAUGCGCAGUUUAGUUGUCAAGCUUACUGCGAGUUACCUGUUUGUUAUAGCUUUUUCGUUGGGUUUUUGAUUAAAGGCGGAGGUGGAUACUUCUGGAGAUGUACUGCUUAUAAUGCUUUACUUACGCCUGAACUGCUUCUUCCACAGAGUUUUGCGCUUUUGAGGAAUGGGACGGGGUGGGAUCGGAUUUGUGGGUUGAGGGUGCCUUGA
Glarea lozoyensis ATCC 20868 is the source of this 588-nucleotide messenger RNA. RefSeq lists its product as uncharacterized. The transcript has 5 exons. The record is from RefSeq and is a predicted model, not a curated record. NCBI's taxonomy places the organism in Eukaryota, Fungi, Ascomycota, Leotiomycetes, Helotiales, Helotiaceae. Bases 1 to 588 code for a protein of 195 amino acids.